Molecule: messenger RNA, 1358 nt
Organism: Cryptococcus deneoformans JEC21
Lineage: Eukaryota; Fungi; Basidiomycota; Tremellomycetes; Tremellales; Cryptococcaceae
Product: polynucleotide 5'-phosphatase, putative
Exons: 5
Coding region: 70-1263 (397 amino acids)
Biological process (GO): polynucleotide 5' dephosphorylation; 7-methylguanosine mRNA capping
Cellular component (GO): mRNA capping enzyme complex
Molecular function (GO): polynucleotide 5'-phosphatase activity
Source: RefSeq, a predicted model, not a curated record
CUUAGACAACUAUCGAUGCUACUACACCCAACGAUUUCUUAGUUAUUUUCAUACUUUCCCUACAGUGGCAUGUCCACAUACAUCCCUAUUCACGACCGUCCCCCACAUUACGCCAAUCUUCCAUCUCCGCCUUCCAACAGCAGACAGCCCAGACCACCGCGUUACUCCAGUCCAGAUAUCGAUCCCGACAUUCCACUCGCAAGAAUGUCUUCGGCUCAUGAAUCAGAUCCUUCCGAACAGGCCAAUGCCACACAAUCAGGAGAUUAUGUCCCCAGGCAAAGAGUAGGGAGUCAAGGAGCCGAGCAAGAAGGACAGAGUCGGAAAAGGGCUAGGACUUCUCCGUCACACUCAGGAGGGAACGGGAGCUACGUUCCGAGACAACGGACAGAGGAGAGUCAUCAUUCGCAUCAUAAUGGACAUUCUGGACAUGCGCAAUCCGAUCAACAUGGCAAUGGACAGGUGUAUCGACCAAGGCAUGGUCAAGCUCCCUUGACCGGUUCCAUCUUCAACCUUUCACCGAGGAAUCCGUUUACAUCUGUCGUCGGUGACUUUAUCAUGAAUGCUGCUAUGGGCCAUAGCAACGUUGAAAUUGAGCUCAAAUUGGGAACAUUCAUGACCCCGUCAAUGCCCGGCCAGCAACCACGGCGGAUCAACAUGCCCACACUCAGUGAGAUGAUCAUACCACACGAUUAUCCGAAUGGACCAUUUGUUUCAACUAUUAACCAUUUGCACCAUCGUACGCUCAACGAACUCCUCAAUCGCGCCGUCGAAUCUCAAAGUACCCACCCUACCGGACGGCUUUACUUUUCCCGCUCCAAGCUCGCCGACUCAUUCUACGAUCAUAGCGAACAUGGGCACGGUAAAGUGAGGGUCUCGAGGGAUAUGGAUAAUGGACACGUCGUACAGGCUGUGGAAAAGAGGAGAAUUGCGGAUCUGAAUGUGUACUGUCCUGGUAUGGCGUACGAUUUUAGGAUUAGCGUGAACACCGAAACGCCUUGUGAAGUACCAACCGGAAACGCUAAAUCUGUGCGAUACAAGGAUAGAGCGUGUUACAGACAUCAAGUCUGUCGAGUUGAUCUCACUAGCGUGUUUUCUUCUAAUCCAAGAAACGCCGAUGUUCCGCCUUCGCGAUCAUUCGAGCUCGAAAUUGAAGUCCUUGAUGUCCCAGCAUUACUUGCGGAAGGCGCUGCUCAAAGCGAACGGUUCGACGAAAUCUUACAGAAUGUCCUCGAUAGCGCUCGGAUGUUGGUGAAGAAUAUAUAACUACCAACGACUCUUGAUACCUCGCGCUUUUCUCUGUACACUGCCAUCCCAUAUAUGCAUAAAAUAGACCAAAUCUAAAGUGCAUGAACAAAUGA